Porites evermanni is the source of this 14342-nucleotide messenger RNA. The record is from the annotation of a GenBank genome assembly. Lineage: Eukaryota; Metazoa; Cnidaria; Anthozoa; Scleractinia; Poritidae.
AUGAAUAAUACCAGCGCAGUUUACAGUCCAGACCAAACACGCUGCUCCUCUAGUGUGUCCGAAACAGUAACGGUUGUUCUUUCAACGGUCAGUUUGCUGGCGUUAAUGGGGAAUUCUCUUGUCAUCCUAACAUUUAUUAAGUCUGUCAGCCUUAAAAACAGUUCUAACUACUACAUCGUUAACAUGGCGACUUCUGAUCUGGUUUGUGUUCUCCUUAACUGGCCGCUCUAUGCUACUGAAGGGAUGUUAAAACCUGGCGGAAGUCUAAUUACAAACUCAGCUUUCGCUACAAUUUGCUGCAAAAUGGGAAUUUAUUCACGAUCAGUGUCGUAUGUGGUUUCCAUUCUAAGCUUAAUGCUCGUCGCUGUGGACAGAUUUAUUGUAACCGCGUUUCCACUAAAGGCUUUAAACAUAUCUCAAAAGCCUCGCAUAUUCUUUCUGCUUAUAAGUUGGCUGUUCCCAGCGAUUUCCCUUGUACCGUACCUGUUCUAUACGAAAAUCGUUGAAAUAGAGAACCAAACGUGUUGUAGAAACCUGACGAGUGGCUAUUUGCUGAGGAUAUAUUACGCCGUGGGUUUUGUCUUAUUCUACUGUGCUCCGCUUAUUUCAAUUCUCAUCUUGUAUCCUCGUAUCAUGAAGCACUUACGGAUAUCUAGAGUAAAGGUUGACAACGGAGGAGGGAGAACUGCUCUUGCUUCAAAAAGACUGAAACAAAGCCGAAACAUCAUGAAAAUCUUUGGAUCAAUCGUUCUGACAUUUUUUAUUUGCUGGACACCAUAUUAUGUUUAUUUGUUCCUGAAAUCCUUUUAUCCUUCGAUAUUUCUGAAGGAUAAAUGUCUCUUUCUUGUUGGUUUAUUUUAUUAUUUAUUUCCGAUUCUUAGUACAGUAACAAACACCUUUAUUCUUAUGCUUUUUAGUAAAAGCUAUCGUGAGGCCAUAAAAAGCUUAUGUAUAUCUUCCUGUUUGCUUCCAAAACGCCCUUCUCGGCGUAUCGCUCCUAUAACAGUUUCACAGCAGGCCCGAACUUUAAGGCCACGAACACACGUAUCCGGAUAUCGUUGAAAAUGGAGAUUUUUUUCUCCUUUUUCAAAAACAUACGCAUCUUCAAGUAGCGUUAUCAAGUAGUUUCUGUUGAUCCACACGAAAACGCUAAAGCGAUGCAAAUACGACACGUUGUCCUGUACAGAGCGUGCGCUCUAUGAUGUAUGACAUCAUCGUAAUUAAAAACCUCCGUUUCCGUCCAUCCACACAAAAACGAUAAUCCGGCGUCUGCAAAAAUCUUCACUUUAAGAUUCUUCUUCAAAAAUCUGCGUUUUUUGUGCCCGAAAACGCCGUUUACGGGUGGAUGGAAGACUAAAACAGAGGAAAAUCUCCGUUUUCGAAAAUGAUCCGGAUACAUGUUAACCUUGAACUUUGAAAAUCUACGGAACUUAAGUUGUCCUUAUGAGUGGAAAAAGAUGUCACUUCCUUAAAUGGGCUAAGACUCUCUGCGCGUGGUCACGUGGAAAUCAACAUGAAUCAGAACUACUUCGUGAGGAGAAUAAUAAUGAUGAAUUCUCUUUUUAAAGAUUAAAAAGCCUACUAAGGAAAUAAUAUCCCAGAUUCUUUUCUGGCUUGCAAUAGGCUAUGCCAUGAGCCUUACGGCACGCGCAAAAUAAAAUUUCUGAAACAGGCCCCUGGUGCGCCAGUCAUAAGUUUGUGUUUAUAAAUUAAAUGAAAAGUUUACCGAUUCAAUAGAACGCGUGGAGAAACAAUAAAACAAGUUUUGUUUAAUGCUUUCUGUAUUGCAGUUAAUGUCGCAAACCAAAAGUUUCACAAACUUCCCGUCAAGACAUUUAACUGCCAUUCGUCACGUAUCUUUAUAUAAACCUGCGACAACUAAUCUUAGCAAACGUUGUCAAAUAAAUUCCCUGGUUAGUUGUAUCUACAUUUAUUCAGUAAAAAGGUCGGGUAGUAUUCUAUUGUAAAUCCAGUAUUCCAGUCGGCCGAUGACUAUGUCCACCUGUGAAACUGCACCUCAGAGACCUCAGACAGCGAGUAGACAGAAGACGAUGGAGGUUUAUGCCAAUGAUAAAAACUUAAAAGAAGUCAGCCGAAAAUGCUAUUAUAUAUUUGAAAUCUGGGCUUCGAUAUCUUGUUAAUCUUUGUCCCCUAUUAUUUAAAUAAAAACGCAUUCAAAACGUUUUUAUGAUAAGUGGAGAAGGAGGAAAAACCAGCUAGUUACAUAUUUUUUAAAAUCUGCAUGAUAUGAUCCACCUUGUACAGAAAAGAUGUUAAUUAGUUCGAUGGAAAGCAGGCAACUUGACCUUUAUGAAAGUUUUUGUUCUACUUAUUUCUUGGAGCUUACUAAAUUUUCCAACCUCUAGGUGCGGCCCUUAUGUAAAACUUCGUAUUUACGAAUAACACAUCAGAUUACUUCAACUUAUUUUGACUGUUUGUUUACUUUGUGUUAGUAACCUAAAAAGAAUUCAAUAAAACAUUGUUUUUAAAAUUUUACGGCACCAUGACAAUGACACCAAUAAAUCAUCAGCCACAAUAUUUCAAAAUAAAUAAAAAAAAAGUCAAAUCAUCUCAGUCACGUUAGCGUCUAGGCCUUUUGUCACAAAUAACAAUGUCGGUCCAUUAAAACAUUUCCCUUCUAGAGUAAAUUAGUUGUCGCCACGGUGAAAUGACAUUAAUAGCCCACCUCCCCCCCUCCCACCACCACCACCACCACCACCACUACCACCAAGGUGAUAGUAGGCACCAUUGUAAGUCGUAUUUGGAGAAUAAACAACCGGACUUUCUCAAACAGCUUACGUCAAAAGUUGUAUUAAUAAUCACGAAUAACUCGGAAAUGAUUUAAGAUUACUAAUUGCUUCUCCUUUUAUCUUUGGUUAUUUUUCUGUUAAUUUGGUAUUGUUUCCCUGUUUUCAGCGACCUCAGAGACAACAGACUCUUUCAGUUAUCUGGCACUGUUUUCAAGGGGUUAGAAGAGUUGAAAACUCUGUAAGUUGUAUAAGUUCAUGUUCAGCUUCAAGCGUAACAGUGAAAUUUAUAUUUUCCGGUGAACCUGGGACGGGAGACUUUGUAGCAUGAAUUAUAAGGAAACUUGAAGACAUCUCUUGAGUGUAUUUACUUUUUCUUUUGCCACUAGGCUUUAGGAAAAUGUUGUUAACACGCUAGCUACUGCCAUUUUUGUCAAUGAUCUCAUAUUGCGUGUCUGUGACUCACCGUGUGACGCAUGAUUAUAGCUCUGCUCUGCUUGGAUAUUACUAGAAAGCAUGAAAAAUAUUCCGGUAAAGCUGUUUCUACAAAUAAAUUAAAACUCCAAGGGCUUAUACGAGAGGCUCCUAGUAAUCGGCUUUUGAAUAAGGCGAAUAAAGUAAAUGAGGAAGAACGUUUUCCAGAAUCCACACUGAAGGAAGGGUUGGAGAUAGACAAAAACAAAGUCACUGUGCGUAAAAUUCCACCAUGUUCUGGUCAGUGUUUUAAAAAAGCUUCAUAAAAAUAUAUGACAGCUUAGGCAGCGCUCAUAUGAUGGACUAAAAUGAACUGGUGACUCUUUAGACUAGAUACUACACUGUAUACUCCAUAACUAAGUUAUCGAGUACCAUUCAGCACCUACAGUUGUAGUCUCCCAUUAUUUAGUUGAGCCAUUUUUUUUUUAGUGUAGAGUGCUCUCAAGAAAUGGAAUCUCCAACUUACAGGAAUCCACCUUUGCUGAUUUAAGAAACCUACAAACUCUGUAAGUUGUACGAUAAGUUGAUUUUUUUUUUUUACCAUUUUUUAUGUUUGUAUAAUUCAUUUCUAACUGAUGAUCCAGCACGCAUUUUAUGUUCGGCUAAGCAAAGCCUGGUUAAAGCUCCAGUGAGAAAAAUGGCAGUAAUAAUUUCUGCUUUACUGCUCUCCUGCUAUGACGCUCUUUAUCACAACUUGCCUAAUGAUGCAACAUAUAAAUAGAGGAUACUACACGGUGGCGCGAAGAUAUGAAUUUUAUUUUCGAGUGGCAAAACAAUAUUUUACGAACGAGGGCAGCGAGUUAGUUAAAUAUUGUUUUUGCCACGAGAAAAUACAAUUCACAUCUUCAAGCCGCCAUGUAAUGUUCUUUUUAUUAUAUAGACAAAAAGACAUCGAUAAGAUAAUAGAGGGAAAUUACCGAAAUUACGUCAUCGAUAAACUCAUGUGUGAGAUUAUGGAAAAUAAACCACCCGGGUCCCGGAUGAAGUUUUUAUGAAUUUCACGAGUGCUCUAUUUUCCAGUAAAAGACUCGUGUCUAUAUAAUAAUUCGGUAUAAUUUUUAACAAUACUUUCAAUCAGAGUGUCAAAGUUUUAGAAAUUGGAAUCGUGCUUUGAUUGGAACCUUUUGUUAACAAACAAGAGGCAAAGGAAAGAAUAGAAUGAUGUUUCUAAAAGUAUCUGAAUUAGUUCAGAUACUGGUGGACAAGGAAAGUCAUAUAGAGUCAAGAGCAAAAACAGGUCUGCGCGCAUUAGUUACGUUGCUGCACUGCGGUUGGGGAGGCACACAAAACUAAGCCUAAUGAGCCCCGAGAGGCAGGAUCAAGUUGGUGCCUAUAGCUGAAGAAUCAGAAGGAAUUACCUUGAUCAAAUUUCGUAUUACUCUUCCAUCAUUGUGUUUUAGUAACUUUCAAAGUAACAAGCUCUUGAAGCUACAACAACCCAUCUUCAAGGACUUAAAAAACCUAAAAAGACUGUAAGUAUGGACUGGAUAAUAUUUGUUACAGUGAAACCUCAAUUUAACGAACCGCUAUUUAACGCAGUCGUCGGUAUAACGAACGAUUUUCUUUACCCCAAUAAUGAAUGAAUACUUUGUUCUUGCAGCUUUCACACAAACGAAAGGAAAGUCAAUUUUUCUUGCGGCGAUAUCUAUGUUGCUUUCUGUUAAGGGGCAAUUAAAGUCACCAAGAUGUAGUGUUACAUUUAAAUACAUUGGCUUUGUUGGUAUCAUGGAAAAUCACCUUAGCUAUUCAUUCAAUUUGUAGGGACCUCUCAUAUAAUCAAAUCUCUGAGUUACCGAGGAACAUUUUUGCUGACUUAAAAGGCCUGGAACAUCUGUACGAUGUAAUUCUUUUGUUUUUUCCUUACAUUGGCUUGUCUUUUCUCAAAAUCUAAAUCAGAUUAUUUUUAUUUUCUUUAGCUAGGAUUGGACUAAUAAUUUAACUUUAAAUAACCCCCCGGUUCAGGUUACCAUUAUCAUCUACAGAGUCACUAAGAUGUUUAAAUUUGUGUAGAACUGAUAGCCAGGGUUAUCCCUGGAUAAAUAAAGAACUCUAGUUCAACUUCACGGCUGUACCGGCACUGGAAUGAAUACUAUAAAACAGGCAGCUCUAUGUUUCCGUUGAGUUUUCAAAUUUUGGAAACACUUCGUUUUGUCCCUUGUUCAUAAUCGAUUCUUACUGUUAUAACGUGUUGUUUAGAGACCUUUCUCACAACCGGAUAACAAUGCCUCAUUCAGAAGUUUUCAGAGAAUUGGAGAGUCUCAAAUACUUGUAAGUUUCAAUUUGAUAUUUGUUUUUAUCGUAUACUAAAACAGUAGUGUUUUUCGCGCACUCUGAUUGGCUACUCAAAGGUAGGAUAGCCAGUGCAGUUCACUGAUUCACCUCCAGCUCCUCUGAGCGAGCGACGCGAAUGCAAACUCGCGUAAGUUACCACCAAAAUGGUUUCCCGGUUUGCUGCUCUAACAAACAAAGAAGUAUCACAAAUAAUCAUCACAAGCUGUUCCCAGAAUACACAACGAAGAUGUCUAAAUUCGGUUUGGAAGCUUCAACAGGUAAACGUUUGCCUGUUUGACUUGAAUUUGUCACCAAGAAAACGCGACGGCCGUUCGAUCAUUUGCGCGCCAAAAUUGUCUGAAUUGUUGGCAACAUUAAGUGAGUAAAAAACUAUCUUUUUUGUGCUCAAUUAUCUCAAUGUUUUAGAGUAUACUAAAACAAUUAUUCACCUCAGUGUCGGUGGCUAGUGGUGUGUAUAUACCUUGCCGCUUAUCGGCUCGCAAAUCACACCACUAUCCACCACCACCUCAGUAAAUAAUUGUUAUUUAUUUCAAUGAUACGUUUUUUUUCGCUUUAACAAAGGUGCAUGUUACAAUUACCACAAAGUUAAACAACAAGCCUCGAACAUACAUUAAAAUACACUAUCACGUACAUACGCAGAAGUUAUGACUAGAAUAACCAGUGCAGUUUUUCGCGGUAAGGAAGCGCAGUCACUCAGGGUAAAAUGAAAUAAAAAAAAACCCUUGCAUGGAAAUGUUUUAAUCUCAGCCGUCACUGAUAACUCGCAGGGUGUCAACUAAUAUACCUACAUUUUUAAUGCAUGGGCGGAUUCAGGAUUUGGCUGAGGGGGGGGGGGGGCAUUUUUCUGUUAGAUUUCGUAUAAUUUUUAGAUAAUUCUUAGUAAUUUAAGCAGUAUCCGUACAGCUGUCAAAUUCCCCUGCCCCCGCCCCCCGCCGCAUUUUUGAAUUGCAAUUAGCCUACCAGUAUCGUAGCUUCAAGCGCUGAAUGUGUUGGUUAGUGUUUGUAAUAUCCAAACAGAACAUGCAAUUCCUUAAUACGCACCGACAAGGUGAUAGCACUCAGAACGCCAGACAUUUAACUGCCAUUCGUCACGUAUCUUUAUAUAAACCUGCGACAACUAAUCUUAGCAAACGUUGUCAAAUAAAUUCCCUGGUUAGUUGUAUCUACAUUUAUUCAGUAAAAAGGUCGGGUAGUAUUCUAUUGUAAAUCCAGUAUUCCAGUCGGCCGAUGACUAUGUCCACCUGUGAAACUGCACCUCAGAGACCUCAGACAGCGAGUAGACAGAAGACGAUGGAGGUUUAUGCCAAUGAUAAAAACUUAAAAGAAGUCAGCCGAAAAUGCUAUUAUAUAUUUGAAAUCUGGGCUUCGAUAUCUUGUUAAUCUUUGUCCCCUAUUAUUUAAAUAAAAACGCAUUCAAAACGUUUUUAUGAUAAGUGGAGAAGGAGGAAAAACCAGCUAGUUACAUAUUUUUUAAAAUCUGCAUGAUAUGAUCCACCUUGUACAGAAAAGAUGUUAAUUAGUUCGAUGGAAAGCAGGCAACUUGACCUUUAUGAAAGUUUUUGUUCUACUUAUUUCUUGGAGCUUACUAAAUUUUCCAACCUCUAGGUGCGGCCCUUAUGUAAAACUUUGUAUUUACGAAUAACACAUCAGAUUACUUCAACUUAUUUUGACUGUUUGUUUACUUUGUGUUAGUAACCUAAAAAGAAUUCAAUAAAACAUUGUUUUUAAAAUUUUACGGCACCAUGACAAUGACACCAAUAAAUCAUCAGCCACAAUAUUUCAAAAUAAAUAAAAAAAAAGUCAAAUCAUCUCAGUCACGUUAGCGUCUAGGCCUUUUGUCACAAAUAACAAUGUCGGUCCAUUAAAACAUUUCCCUUCUAGAGUAAAUUAGUUGUCGCCACGGUGAAAUGACAUUAAUAGCCCACCUCCCCCCCUCCCACCACCACCACCACCACCACCACUACCACCAAGGUGAUAGUAGGCACCAUUGUAAGUCGUAUUUGGAGAAUAAACAACCGGACUUUCUCAAACAGCUUACGUCAAAAGUUGUAUUAAUAAUCACGAAUAACUCGGAAAUGAUUUAAGAUUACUAAUUGCUUCUCCUUUUAUCUUUGGUUAUUUUUCUGUUAAUUUGGUAUUGUUUCCCUGUUUUCAGCGACCUCAGAGACAACAGACUCUUUCAGUUAUCUGGCACUGUUUUCAAGGGGUUAGAAGAGUUGAAAACUCUGUAAGUUGUAUAAGUUCAUGUUCAGCUUCAAGCGUAACAGUGAAAUUUAUAUUUUCCGGUGAACCUGGGACGGGAGACUUUGUAGCAUGAAUUAUAAGGAAACUUGAAGACAUCUCUUGAGUGUAUUUACUUUUUCUUUUGCCACUAGGCUUUAGGAAAAUGUUGUUAACACGCUAGCUACUGCCAUUUUUGUCAAUGAUCUCAUAUUGCGUGUCUGUGACUCACCGUGUGACGCAUGAUUAUAGCUCUGCUCUGCUUGGAUAUUACUAGAAAGCAUGAAAAAUAUUCCGGUAAAGCUGUUUCUACAAAUAAAUUAAAACUCCAAGGGCUUAUACGAGAGGCUCCUAGUAAUCGGCUUUUGAAUAAGGCGAAUAAAGUAAAUGAGGAAGAACGUUUUCCAGAAUCCACACUGAAGGAAGGGUUGGAGAUAGACAAAAACAAAGUCACUGUGCGUAAAAUUCCACCAUGUUCUGGUCAGUGUUUUAAAAAAGCUUCAUAAAAAUAUAUGACAGCUUAGGCAGCGCUCAUAUGAUGGACUAAAAUGAACUGGUGACUCUUUAGACUAGAUACUACACUGUAUACUCCAUAACUAAGUUAUCGAGUACCAUUCAGCACCUACAGUUGUAGUCUCCCAUUAUUUAGUUGAGCCAUUUUUUUUUUAGUGUAGAGUGCUCUCAAGAAAUGGAAUCUCCAACUUACAGGAAUCCACCUUUGCUGAUUUAAGAAACCUACAAACUCUGUAAGUUGUACGAUAAGUUGAUUUUUUUUUUUUACCAUUUUUUAUGUUUGUAUAAUUCAUUUCUAACUGAUGAUCCAGCACGCAUUUUAUGUUCGGCUAAGCAAAGCCUGGUUAAAGCUCCAGUGAGAAAAAUGGCAGUAAUAAUUUCUGCUUUACUGCUCUCCUGCUAUGACGCUCUUUAUCACAACUUGCCUAAUGAUGCAACAUAUAAAUAGAGGAUACUACACGGUGGCGCGAAGAUAUGAAUUUUAUUUUCGAGUGGCAAAACAAUAUUUUACGAACGAGGGCAGCGAGUUAGUUAAAUAUUGUUUUUGCCACGAGAAAAUACAAUUCACAUCUUCAAGCCGCCAUGUAAUGUUCUUUUUAUUAUAUAGACAAAAAGACAUCGAUAAGAUAAUAGAGGGAAAUUACCGAAAUUACGUCAUCGAUAAACUCAUGUGUGAGAUUAUGGAAAAUAAACCACCCGGGUCCCGGAUGAAGUUUUUAUGAAUUUCACGAGUGCUCUAUUUUCCAGUAAAAGACUCGUGUCUAUAUAAUAAUUCGGUAUAAUUUUUAACAAUACUUUCAAUCAGAGUGUCAAAGUUUUAGAAAUUGGAAUCGUGCUUUGAUUGGAACCUUUUGUUAACAAACAAGAGGCAAAGGAAAGAAUAGAAUGAUGUUUCUAAAAGUAUCUGAAUUAGUUCAGAUACUGGUGGACAAGGAAAGUCAUAUAGAGUCAAGAGCAAAAACAGGUCUGCGCGCAUUAGUUACGUUGCUGCACUGCGGUUGGGGAGGCACACAAAACUAAGCCUAAUGAGCCCCGAGAGGCAGGAUCAAGUUGGUGCCUAUAGCUGAAGAAUCAGAAGGAAUUACCUUGAUCAAAUUUCGUAUUACUCUUCCAUCAUUGUGUUUUAGUAACUUUCAAAGUAACAAGCUCUUGAAGCUACAACAACCCAUCUUCAAGGACUUAAAAAACCUAAAAAGACUGUAAGUAUGGACUGGAUAAUAUUUGUUACAGUGAAACCUCAAUUUAACGAACCGCUAUUUAACGCAGUCGUCGGUAUAACGAACGAUUUUCUUUACCCCAAUAAUGAAUGAAUACUUUGUUCUUGCAGCUUUCACACAAACGAAAGGAAAGUCAAUUUUUCUUGCGGCGAUAUCUAUGUUGCUUUCUGUUAAGGGGCAAUUAAAGUCACCAAGAUGUAGUGUUACAUUUAAAUACAUUGGCUUUGUUGGUAUCAUGGAAAAUCACCUUAGCUAUUCAUUCAAUUUGUAGGGACCUCUCAUAUAAUCAAAUCUCUGAGUUACCGAGGAACAUUUUUGCUGACUUAAAAGGCCUGGAACAUCUGUACGAUGUAAUUCUUUUGUUUUUUCCUUACAUUGGCUUGUCUUUUCUCAAAAUCUAAAUCAGAUUAUUUUUAUUUUCUUUAGCUAGGAUUGGACUAAUAAUUUAACUUUAAAUAACCCCCCGGUUCAGGUUACCAUUAUCAUCUACAGAGUCACUAAGAUGUUUAAAUUUGUGUAGAACUGAUAGCCAGGGUUAUCCCUGGAUAAAUAAAGAACUCUAGUUCAACUUCACGGCUGUACCGGCACUGGAAUGAAUACUAUAAAACAGGCAGCUCUAUGUUUCCGUUGAGUUUUCAAAUUUUGGAAACACUUCGUUUUGUCCCUUGUUCAUAAUCGAUUCUUACUGUUAUAACGUGUUGUUUAGAGACCUUUCUCACAACCGGAUAACAAUGCCUCAUUCAGAAGUUUUCAGAGAAUUGGAGAGUCUCAAAUACUUGUAAGUUUCAAUUUGAUAUUUGUUUUUAUCGUAUACUAAAACAGUAGAUAGUGUUUUUCGCGCACUCUGAUUGGCUACUCAAAGGUAGGAUAUCCAGUGCAGUUCACUGAUUCACCUCCAGCUCCUCCGAGCCAGCGACGCGAAUGCAAACUCGCGUAAGUUACGACCAAAAUGGUUUCCCGGUUUGCUGCCCUAACAAACAAAGAAAUAUCACAAAUAAUCAUCACAAGCUGUUCCCGGAAUACACAACGAAGAUGACUAAAUUCGGUUUGGAAGCUUCAACAGGUAAACGUUUGUCUGUUUGACUUGAAUUUACCGAUAAAACCGUGAAAAAGUUUUUUGUUUCAUUACAAAUACAAACUAGGUCUUGCGUAAAAUAAAUAAGCUUAAAACUACAUUAAAUAGUUUUUUUUACAGAAUGGCCUCAAAUACAAAACGAAUUCAUAACUUUUGAAGAGAUUUCCCCACAUUAGCUAAAAGAAUGCCUUCAAAAGUUUUAUUUGUCAGCAAGAAAACGCGACGGCCAUUCGAUCAUUUGCGCGCCAAAAUUGUCUGAAUUGUUGGCAACAUUAAGUGAGUAAAAAACUAUCUUUUUUGUGCUCAAUUAUCUCAAUGUUUUAGAGUUUACUAAAACAAUUAUUCACCUCAGUGUCGGUGGCUAGUGGUGUGUAUAUACCUUGCCGCUUAUCGGCUCGCAAAUCACACCACUAGCCACCUCCACCUCAGUAAAUAAUUGUUAUUUAUUUCAAUGAUACGUUUUUUUUCGCUUUAACAAAGGUGCAUGUUACAAUGACCUCAAAGUUAAACAACAAGCCUCGAACAUACAUUAAAAUACACUAUCACGGAGGAUGUUUCCUCAUGUACAUACGCAAAAGUUAUGACUAGAAUAACCAGUGCAGUUUUUCGCGGUAAGGAAGCGCAGUCACUCGGGGUAAAAUGAAAUAAAAAAACCCCUUGCAUGGAAUAUUUUAAUCUCAGCCGUCACUGAUAACUCGCAAGGUGUCAACUAAUAUACCUACAUUUUUAAUGCAUGGGCGGAUUAAGGAUUUGGCUGAGGGGGGACGAAAUUUUUCUGUGAGAUUUCGUAUAAUUUUUAGAUAAUUCUUAGUAAUUUAAGCAGUAUCCGUACAGCUGUCAAAUUCCCCCGCCCCCGCCCCCCGCCGCAUGUUUGAAUUGCAAUUAGCCUACCAGUAUCGUAGCUUCAAGCGCUGAAUGUGUUGGUUAGUGUUUGUAAUAUCCAAACAGAACAUGCAAUUCCUUAAUACGCACCGACAAGGUGAUAGCACUCAGAACGCCAGCUUUUGAAUUCUUUCAUUAUCCCUAUACAUUUUUUAUAAGGUUUCUAAACAAUAACAAGGUCAACCAGCUUCAUGCUGAUAUAUUUCAUGGGCUCCAAAACCUGGAAAGAUUGUAAGUACAAUUUAGCUUUAUGAGGCAUUGACAUAGAAUGGAAAUGUAGUAAUGUAGUUUUAAUACGGUAAUAUACAAGCUGUCUCUAAGGAACCAAGCACUAAAAAAAGUAAAUCUCAACAUUCGUGGGAAAAACUGCACGUUUCCCCUUUGACGCAAUGUUCCCCACUAAGUACAACUUUUUGCAGGAAACAGUUUUAUUGUAAAUUGUCAUGUGAUCCCAAGGUAACCAAUGAGAGUGCUUCCGUUGGGACAAAAUUUCAGCAAUACAAAAAUAGCGUGUAAUUUUAAUUUUUAUUAAAACGGAAUUAAUGGAUAAUGCAAUUCUAUGAGCCAUUAAACCAUGCUCUCCAAAUAUGUCAACUGUACCCGUUGCUUUUACAAAUAAAGUUGGGAAGAAUUCUCGAUAUUUUGUGGGCGUUUUUAAUGAAACAAUUAUUCCACUCGCACUUGUUGGAUACGAGAUGGUUGUAGCCAACUCGGCGCUAUGCUCCUCGUUGACCCCCUACCAUCUCAUUUCCAACGCCCACUAGUGGAAUAAUUGUUAAAUAGCCUGCGUCAGUAGCAGGCGCUUCGAAGUAAUAUGCGAAAAAGAACGAGGCGCGCAAGGGAGACAAGUCAAGAUCGUCUUCUGAUAACUUAUAUUGCCACUCAAGUGUUGUUUUAUAAGUAUAUAUUUCUUGUAGGCAUCUGCAGGGAAACUUGCUUAAAGCGCUGCCUUUAGAGGUAUUCGCAGGCCUCCGGAAUCUUAAGUAUUUGUGAGUAUUUUCUUCUACCUUGCAUAAAAGAUGCGUUACAGAUUAAAUUCCCCCGAAAAUUUUGCCGAAAAAAUCCGCAAAGGCGUCAGGUUGGUAUGAGAUCUAGCAACAAUGAUAAAUUUCUUUUGCAACUGUUUAUUAUUACUAUUAUUAUUAUUAUUAUUAUUAUUAUUUUACGAACUUUUUAAAGAAAUAGGAAUUUAGGAAUACGAGAUUUUAUUCUUUUUUUAACUUGUUUUCUUUUUAAUAUCAGAGAUGGACAAUUCUCUUUUGUAAUGACUUAAUUUAAAAACUCUAGACUGCCUUCAAGAGUUAUUAACCGCAUCUGAGCCGCAAGGAAUGUAUUUGGGAAAUCGUUAUUGACACAGGACAUUUUUUCUUUUAUAGGAUUUAUAUAAUGCUUAAUAUUAUAUAGUGCUUAAUUGUUACCUCAAAUAUUCUGUAAAUUAUGUACAUAUUUUUAAAGUUGAAUAAAAUUAUUAUUAAAAUAAUAUUUAUUAUUAUUAUUAUCAAUAUUUUUAUUUUUUAUAACUUGCAGAGUACUUUAUAACGAAAAAAAACCCUUAUUUUCUUCUCGUACGUCAUGUUUUUGCCAUAUUAGUAAGCUAUUUGACUAUUACUACGUUUGCAAACAUUUUACAGUUUUGUAUUCAUUCUUAUUUUAGGAAGUUAGACAGCUUCUCCUUGUGCUGUUAUGCUACUAGGGUUCUCAAGCACGUAGACUGCGAACCCAUUGUCGGCGCAAGACUCAUGUUCAAGUUGCAAUCGCAUGAUUGAGGACUCAGGUCCUAGAAAGAUAAUUUGGUUGCUCGGUGUUCUUGCUGUGCUUGGUAACCUGGCUGUAAUAGCCUGGCGUCUAAUUAGGCGCGACGACCAUCCAGUUCAAACCUGUCUUCUGACGAAUCUCGCGGUGUCCGACUUUCUCAUGGGAGUGUACCUUAUGAUUGUUGCCAUUCAAGACCAAAUAUGGGCAGGUAUGGGUUUCGAGCACCAGUGUUUCGGUGGGAGAAAUACAAGUUUUUUUUUUUCUAUUUUACUGACAGAGAAUUUAUCAUAAGCUUGGCUAGUUUUAUAAGUAAGAGAGUUCGAAUAAAAAUGAUGAAACAGUACGUAACCCUUUUAACGGCUUUUAAUUUCAUUUAAAAAUGACCUCAAAAAUUGAUUUGACGAGAUCACACUGAAUCGAGCCUUUUAAAUUUGAGGUCACAUUAAACUAAAGAUUGCACACAGGCUCGGUACAAGACAUAUACCUUCCAAUAGCCAGUUCGAUUCCAGGCAGGUGAAAGGCAUGCGCAAAUAUGAGCUGAUGAUCCGGAAAAAGGGGGCUGUCGCAGUCUUUUCCCUUUUUAUUUUCGUGUUCGUUUUCCCAAUUUCGCGGGCCUUACUAUCCCGGAGCUUCGAACACUCAGGCUAAACUUCGACCAGGUGUCAAUUUAAUUAAACUGUUACUAGAAUUUUGACAUCAAUCCUGUGACGUCAUUUCCCGCCAAAAACCGUUAAAAUAAAAAAAGUAAAACCAACAAAACAUGCGCAAUAAAAAUUUGUACCAUCCUGCAAAAUUUCAGAUCAAACGGAUAAAAAUUGUGAGAGAAUUCUUUCCUGGUCAUUUUUGAUUUUUUUUUUUUCAAGAGUGCAAAGUGCAAGUUUAGCUAUUUAUUUCAGACUCUAAACAUUUACACUGGUAAAUUUUUCAUUAAAUUGACCCCAGCCUUAGCUACUAUAAUACACAUCGUGACCUCGAUCGAAUUCUUUUAAAUAAUAAUGUGAUCUGGAAGUUAUUUUCCGAGUAGAGCAUACAAUAGGGUGCACAGACAAGUGAGUGUUAUCAUAAUACUGAAACAGUGCUUCAUUUCCAGGUGCUUACUUUAACUUCGACCUCACUUGGCGAUCAGGAACACUUUGUAAACUUGCUGGUGCUUUAUCAGUGCUGUAG